Messenger RNA from Cornus florida, 2186 nucleotides. RefSeq lists its product as uncharacterized. The record is from RefSeq and is a predicted model, not a curated record. Lineage: Eukaryota; Viridiplantae; Streptophyta; Magnoliopsida; Cornales; Cornaceae. The transcript has 4 exons. Bases 145 to 1443 code for a protein of 432 amino acids.
CCUCUCCUCUCCAAUACAUGCAAGUCACCUUCUCUUAUCAAAUAUUAAAGAAAAAUAUCUCUCUAUCAUCCUUUGAUUCUGGCUUCAACAAAGGCUCUGAUCGGAUUCUUUUAGGGAACAAGUAAGAGAAACAAAACCAAAUCCAUGGAAGAUGAAACAGAGCAUUUCUUGACGAAGAACAAUGUAAUUUCAGGGUACUCAAUUCAUGAAGGAGUUGUUGAGUUGAAGAAUUUCAGGACAUUUUUCACAUGGGUUUGUCUAGAUCAAUCCAAUCUAUGGAGAACUGGUCUCUCAUGGUCAAUCUUCUUUCUUCUAAACAUUGGUGUUCCACUUCUCUCCCACUUCAUCUUUUCUUGCUCAACCUGUGAUUCCAAGCACCGCAAGCCUUAUGAUGCAUUUGUCCAAUUGUCUCUCUCAGUUUUCGCCACGCUCUCAUUCAUCUGUCUCUCUUCUUUUGCUCGUAAAUACGGAUUCAGGAGGUUUAUGUUCCUUGAUAGAUUAUGUGAUGUGAGUGAGAAGGUUCGACAAGGAUAUACACAGCAGCUCCAUAGAUCAAUGAAGCUCCUGUCUGCUUUUGUCCUCCCCUGUUUUGUCGCGGAUUGCGCCUACAAAAUAUGGUGGUUUGUCUCAGGCGGAACCCAAAUUCCCUACUAUGGUAACAUCUAUGUGAGCAACAUCAUUGCCUGCACAUUGCAGCUGUUUUCGUGGCUAUACCGGACAUCAAUUUUCUUCCUCGUGUGUGUUCUCUUCCGGCUCAUAUGCUACCUGCAGAUACUCAGACUAGACGACUUUGCUCAGGUCUUUGAAAAAGAAUCUGAUGUGGGUUCAAUCUUGAUUGAACACGUCAGGAUUCGAAGAAAUCUCCGGAUCAUAAGCCAUAGAUUUCGAGUAUUUAUUCUAUUGACAAUAAUCUUUGUCACAGCAAGUCAGCUUGCUUCUCUGCUCGUGACAAUUGAAUCUUCAGCUACAGUCAAUAUCUUCCGAGCUGGAGAACUUGCAUUAUGCUCCAUCACACUGGUGACUGGGCUAUUCAUAUGUCUGCGCAGCGCGACAAAGAUCACACACAAAGCACAGUCUGUGACAUGCCUUGCAGCCAAGUGGCACAUCUGUUCGACAAUCAACUCUGUCGAGGAUUUGGACAAUGAGACUCCAACAGCUCAGAUUGCUUCAUCCCCAACAUAUCCUGUCAUUGGCAAUUGGGAUGAGUCUGAUAACGAAGAAGGAGAUGGAGAUGACAUUCUGGAUAACACAAAUAUGGUGCCAAUUUUUGCAAAUUCUAUUUCAUACCAGAAAAGGCAAGCUCUAGUGACAUAUUUUGAGAACAAUAGAGCUGGGAUUACAGUAUUUGGAUUCAUGCUAGACAGGACAUGGCUUCAUACCAUUUUUGUGAUUCAGUUAUCUCUUACUCUUCGGUUGCUCAACAAGACAAUUGGUAUCUCUUGAUCUUCUUUUUACUUGUGUGUGUGUGUGUCAGAGAGAGAGAGAGAGAGGGAGAGGAGGGGGUUGUUCAUGGAGGCAAUGUGCAAUGUAUUGAUUCCACCAAAGCAUAAGGCUUGUGCGUGCGUGAGUGUGUGUGAGAGAGGGAGAGAGAGGAGGGGGUUUUUCAUGGAGGCAAUGUGCAAUGUAUUGAUUUCACCAAAGCAUAAGGCUUGUGCGUUUGUGUAUGUGUGUGUGUGUGUGUGAGAGAGAGAGAGAGAGAGAGAGAGGGGAGGGGGGGGAGGCAAUGUAUUGAUUUCACCAAAGGCUCAAAGCAUAAGGCUUGUGCGUGAGAGAGAGAGAGAGAGAUUUCCAAAGUUUUUAAUCCCUAAUCCAUUGUAUAGUUUUCCAUCUUUGUGUAAACAUGGCAGUUAAAAUCUGGAAGAUGUUCAGUUGAAGAAAUAUACAAAAGCAAGGGCUGUUUGGGCAUGUAUUAUUGCAACGAGUCAAAGACACAGUUUUGAUUUCACCAAAGCACAAGGGCAUAAAUUUGAAACAAUUUUCCAUUCCAUGGAUCAAUUUGUCUAGGUUUUAGAAUCCUGAGUUGGCCGGGCUGCAGACGGUUUCAAAUGAUGGAAUAGUAACCACCAAUUCAUAAGGAUUCAGAGCAAUUGUAAAUCACGAGUUGAUGAAAUUGCUUUUGCAUACAAAAUGCAUUUGGUGAUGCAUAUUUCUUUUUUCUUCUUUUUUUUACAAUAUGUCUAGGACUG